This is a messenger RNA of Penicillium taxi, 1269 nucleotides long. Its product is annotated as sterol homeostasis protein ARV1. The record is from RefSeq and is a predicted model, not a curated record. Lineage: Eukaryota; Fungi; Ascomycota; Eurotiomycetes; Eurotiales; Aspergillaceae. The coding region runs from base 1 to 1269 and encodes 422 amino acids. The transcript has 2 exons. Gene Ontology annotation, biological process: sphingolipid metabolic process; regulation of plasma membrane sterol distribution; sterol metabolic process. Gene Ontology annotation, cellular component: Golgi apparatus; cortical endoplasmic reticulum.
AUGCCCAUCUGCAUCGAGUGUUCAUACCCGGUCUCGCACCUGUACAGCGCUUAUAGUCGCGCCGAUGACCGUUCCCAGGGUAAAGGCGUGCGAUUGACGCAGUGUCCACGCUGCCAACGCUUCGCCGACAAAUAUGUCGAGUAUGACUUCGUGGUGAUCUUUAUCGACCUAGUCCUUAUAAAACCCCAAGUAACAAAGUUGACAAGAUGGGGUGAUCAGCGAUCUAUAAUUCGUCUGGGAAUUCUUCUCCUCCUCUUCGAUGUCUACUUAACCUGGGCCCGUCUCGAGAAAGACCCUUCACUCGCCACUACCUUCAUCGCGCGCGCGCCAAUCGUCGUGCAAUACCUCUUCUUCCUAACGCUGAACGCAGCGGCCACUCUAGCGCACCACUUAACUGUCCGUCUCCUUGCUCGGUUCCUCGUCCCGAAAUCACAUCGUUACAGCGCACCGGAAACCCCAGCCACCAGCAAUGUCACCUCCACCGCGAACAUGACUGAUACAACUCCCCUUCGCUCCGGGCCUUCCACACCAAUCAGUCGGCCAUCACCCCAAUGCCAGCCCGUAAACUCACUGCUUGGACAACAGACGAAUAUAGGUGCUCCGCAAAUGAAAGUCAUCCCAAAUCCGGGCUCAUCUGCAGAUGUCAUAGCUACUGCCUCAUCUCCACGUGAACCAUCGCCUAAUUCACAGAGCGCAACAGCCCCGCCGCAAAGAUCCAUACCCCCUCUCAAGCGCACAUCAACAGCGCCACUACAGAACAUUCAGCCCCUCCCACCACCCACAGCAGCGAGCCCAACAGCCAUCAGCACCGCGCUGCUAGUAAGCAGUUGCGCGAAAAUGUUCCCCAUCCUACUGGUCAUCUGGGGCUCGGACAGGACGGGAAACUCAGCAAAUAACCAAUCCGGGAACCGCAUUGAGCAAAUAGCAGGAAUGUCCCAGGGACUAUACCGCUCGUCGAAAGCGGGCUAUCCUUCAACCCACGGAGCUGAAGUUUUGUCCUCGUUCCGUGAGGUCUGGCUUGCAACUCCAGAGUCCUGGCUACGACCUUAUUUGUCGGCUAGCUAUCUGUCGUGGCUGUUUGAUUUACUGGCGUCAUUGAUCUCUCUUGGCGUUGUGGAUACGCAUCUUGCGCUUUUGAGUAAUAUUGAAGCGUUGUAUAUUCUGCUCGGGUGUGGAUAUUUACGUUCUGUGGCUGUUGCUGUUGCUGGGCAGAUUGCUAGGUGGGGUGUGCAGAAGGUUGUUCUUGGUGCUGUUGGUGUUGGUACUUAG